AUGAAGACGACACCAAUAAUCCUUUUGGUUCUCUCCAUUUCUUUCCUUCCAUUGGCCAUCUCCGGCCUCCCUCCACUCAUCCGCCUCCCCACAAAUCCCAACUUAAUCGACGCCAUCUUAGACACGGACGGCAACCCAGUGGUCGCCGGAGCCAAAUACUACGCCAUCCCAGCCCUCAUCGGCGUUGAAGGCGGCAUAAGCGUGGCUAACCCGGACACAGGAAACCCCUCCGCCUGCCCCACCGACGUAGUAAUAAACGUCACAUUAGCCGGCCAAGAACCUCCCGCCGUGAGUCGUCUUUUAACUUUCUACCCUCUAAAACUUGAGGCCGAGGCCUCACGCGCCGCCGCCGACACCGCUGACAUCAUCAUAGAGCAGUACCCACUGAACGUGGCCUUCGACUCGCGGGACCCAUCGGAUCCCUGCGCUAAGGAGAAUGUUUGGAAGCUUAAUGAUGAGGCGGCAAUAGUGACCGGUGGCGUUAUAGGCAAGGAGGAUGAUCUUGACAACUGGUUUAGGAUUCAGAACGAUAUUAAUGGAAGAGGGUACCUUUUCAACUGGUGGCCAAGCCUUUGCCUUGGCUGCAGGAUUGGUUACUUUCGUAUUGGCACAGUCGGUGAUGGACAUCAGCUGGGAAUCAACUACAGGGACGAAGCGCUAUACCCUUUUGAAUUCGUAAAGGCUGAGUGA
Messenger RNA from Ipomoea triloba (trilobed morning glory), 690 nucleotides. Its product is annotated as cysteine protease inhibitor 7-like. The transcript has a single exon. Gene Ontology annotation, molecular function: endopeptidase inhibitor activity. Lineage: Eukaryota; Viridiplantae; Streptophyta; Magnoliopsida; Solanales; Convolvulaceae. Bases 1 to 690 code for a protein of 229 amino acids. The record is from RefSeq and is a predicted model, not a curated record.